AACAGUAACAUGAUAUAAUUGCAGCUAGCUGUUAGACGUGCUUGAUCAAGGUUUGACGACCAAGCGCUGGAGUAGUGAUGGUGUAUGUGGACUUGAACGUGCGCGCGACGGCGAGGGUGUCGGCUGGCGAGCUGCAGCGAUUGGGCUACGCGACGGUCUGUGUCAAUGUGGAUUGCGAAGGAAACGAGAAGCCCAAGCCAGUGACAGCGCUACCAGAUCUGCCGCAAACGGCACAAAAGGACAAGAGCAGUAAGGUUACAAAGAAGGCGAAGCUCUAUACGGCAGCGCUGAGCAACGGGCUACACCUGAAGGAUGCGACCUCGACUGACAAAACGCAGUCCAGACAACGCAAGCGCAUCACACUGAAGCUGGAGGAAGUGGCGGACGCGCAGAAGCUGACUGCAUCGGAUGUAGUGAAGGGAUACGACAUCGUGGCAGCCGAAGCGGCGACACCCAAGGUGUUCCAGUUCCUGUGCGAGCAGGCCGACAUUGACCUGAUCACGUUCGACGUCACGAACCGAUUGCCAUUCCAGAUCAAGCGGCCAUUGAUUGCUGCCGCCAUGAAGCGUGACAUCUACUUUGAGAUCACAUACACACCGUGCCUCGGUGAUACCGCUGGACGACGAUACUUUUUCUCCAACGCCAGCAACCUCGUCCGCCUCACAGGUGGCAAGAACCUGGUGUUCGCCAGUGGUGCUACUCGCGACAUUCUGUUGCGUUCACCCUACGACGUCAUUAACAUCGGGCUCUUGUCCGGACUAAAAUAUGGUCAAGCUCUAGAUGCAAUUUCCACAUCGUGUCUGGCGGUGCUGGAGCACGCAGACAAGCGCAGAGGGAUCAUAGGAGGCGUGCAGGUGGAAGCCACCGAGGAUGUAGCCAUGGAAUAAACUUAUCCUGUUGGCUUAGCGUCUA
Messenger RNA from Phytophthora nicotianae INRA-310, 912 nucleotides. RefSeq lists its product as hypothetical. Bases 78 to 887 code for a protein of 269 amino acids. Gene Ontology annotation, biological process: tRNA processing. The transcript has 4 exons. Gene Ontology annotation, molecular function: RNA binding. The record is from RefSeq and is a predicted model, not a curated record. NCBI's taxonomy places the organism in Eukaryota, Oomycota, Peronosporomycetes, Peronosporales, Peronosporaceae. Gene Ontology annotation, cellular component: nucleolar ribonuclease P complex.